AGUACCUCUCCAUGGUGAACACAGUUAUCAUCACUGCAUCGCAUCUUUUUUUUAUUGUUUGAAUUCCUUUCUGAGCUCUUACAAAUUAGAAGGCGAAAAGCAGACAGAAAUGGACUCGUUUAGCACCUACCUCGAUCACCUCAUUUUACUCCUUGCCGCACGCUUCCAGGCCCCGCUGGAGGUGUCAACGGAGGAGCUGCUCACGCCUGUGAAUGGGUCGGCAGUGACCGAUCCAUGGGAGCUGGUGUCGCGCACUGUGCAACUGAAUCUCUGCAGCCCGCAAACGGAGCAGGAGCGUCUCUACACGCGUCAGCUGGACGUGCAUAACUUCUCCGCUGCUGUCUGCCGUGAACGGGCGCGGUACGUGCAAUGGAAACUGAGCGCAGACCAAAAGCGGAGCCGGGACGAGCGCUGCAGCACCCAGAUCUCGACACCGGCCGUCCCCUCAGCAAGUGCGGCGCCGGUGACGACGCUCGCUGCGGCUAGCGCGAAAUCUGCCGUUGCAGUGGGCGGAAAUGCCAGCACCUUUGACGUCACCCGCGACUCGCUUCAACGCGACGUCUCUGCCUUGUAUGCACUCGUGCGCCAAUCUCUGCCCUCCGCGCUCGAUGAUGACACCGCUGAUGUGGAGAGCGACGAAGAGAAUGGACAGGCGACGGCGACUGCAUCGGCCAUUCCAGUAGCUUCAACCACCACCACCACCACCACGGCAGCGCCGUCCCCCUUCGCUGCGCAAGUGCACGAGGUCGUUGUCCGCACAGCUGAGGAACGCCACCGCGAUGAGCAGGCGGCCCGCGCGCGUGACGAGUUCCUUUCACAGAUUCAGGCACUGCAAUCCGUCUACUUCAACAAGUACCGUCGUUGGUUGGAGGUGCCGGAAAACGUGCUGGACCCACCAUCGCCCCUGCAGCGGGCAGCCGCAACGUCGUCUGCCAUUUCAUCCCGUCAGUCCUCCGUCUCGGUGAGGGGGAGCGAGGCGGCAGCCGCUGCUGCGACGAUAGCGGCGCGGAGGUCUGUGAACGGCGUCGGUUCGUUCAACAAGCACUGCGAAGAGAACGAGCGGGCAGACCUGCUGGAGGCGUUGAAGCUGACCCGCCCUGAGCGACCAGCGCCUCGGCCGGUGCCUUCCGCCUCUCCCCCGGCAUUCAACGUGAGGGCCGGUGUGCACCCGACCAUUGCGGCGAUGCGACGCCAGGUACAGCUGCAGCGCCCACUGCGCCCGUCAGCCGUCUCCGCGGGUGUUGAGGAUGGUGGGGAUCGCACAUCCGCCGACUCUCAGGAGAUGCGCCAGAGCUCCGGUUACACCGGGGCACCAGCGAAAACCUUGAUGCGGCCUGCGGUCUCGUCCGUCGCCACCGAUGGAGCUUCAGCGGAACGUGGGGCGGCCGGUACAAAGCAGGCGGCUAUGCGAAUGAGCGCGGCGCCGAAAGACACAGCUCCGCCUGCGAGCCGGCGUGGUCGCUGGCAGAUUGUGGAGUACGACGAUGAAGGUGAGGAGGACGAGUAG
Molecule: messenger RNA, 1507 nt
Organism: Leptomonas pyrrhocoris
Lineage: Eukaryota; Euglenozoa; Kinetoplastea; Trypanosomatida; Trypanosomatidae
Exons: 1
Coding region: 110-1507 (465 amino acids)
Source: RefSeq, a predicted model, not a curated record